Molecule: messenger RNA, 2646 nt
Organism: Schizophyllum commune H4-8
Lineage: Eukaryota; Fungi; Basidiomycota; Agaricomycetes; Agaricales; Schizophyllaceae
Exons: 2
Coding region: 175-2610 (811 amino acids)
Source: RefSeq, a predicted model, not a curated record
GUAUAACGAAGGUCAUGGCGUCAGAGAUCUCGCCGCAAACAUGUAGUCGCCUACCAUCUUGGUCCAGAAUUACCUUUUGAAUGCUUGAAUGGACGAUGCGCAUAUAAGCAAGUAUGCCUGGCUAGUGUGUGCACAUCCCUACCGACGAUAACGAACGAUUCCCCACCAACGUUUAUGAACACUCUCAACAUGACUCGACGACGCGACAAGUACACGUAUUACGCUCCCUGCGAUCAGACUGUGUCACACAUGACCAUUUACUACGAUGCGCCACCGAAUGGCAAUGCAAGGGCCUCGCGCGGGCGCAGGAAGCCUGGCUCAAGCACUAGUGACGAAGGACUGAAUGCGUCUCUGGCGUCGCGGGCGGCGCCGACGGUCGCCCACGCUCCUGCUGCGGUAGCCAAAAACACCCGUCGCCCAGGUCGCCUACGUGCAUUGCGCAACUACCUCACCCAUCGCCUCAUCCGAGGCUCCUCUAACCACCCCGGAGCGCAUGAUCACGUCACCACGAAUACGGAAUGUGCCACGAACAUCUCUGAACCUACCCAAUAUCACUCUCACGACAACGAAUCCACACGCUCCUCAGUUUCCCCACCUACGCUUACAUACGAACCCAGCGUCGAAGCAAAUAUAUCAGGCCGCUUUAAAGGGCUCGAGGAGCGCCUCACCCGCCUUUCUGCACGCCUGGACGAGGUCGAACGGCGGACCCACAACGUAUCCCCUAUAGCAUUUCGGGGUUCAUCUGAAUCGUCUCAUGAUGCCCACGACUUGUCCGAAAGGCCUGCUACCGCCGGCCAGAAUGAUGUUCACCCAUCGCUCCGCCCCGGGCAUGUGAGCUCAGCUUGCGCGCCACCUAGACCGCCGAGUCUUCAGUUCCCAGCAACCAACACCCUCGCCUCAGAUGGUCAUGCUAUGCCUCCCUCCACAGGCCUGCCGCCGUCGCUGCGCUCGCCGCCCGGACUGUCGAGUCAUCGGCGAGACACGAGGAGCGCGGUCGCUGCAAAUCGUCGAAAUGGACCACCCGUGACACCUAUCUCUGUCAACUUUUCCGGUCAGUCCAUCGCGACCUCGUCGCCGGAAACGCUUGAGGCGUGGAAUGGCACGCCACCAGAGCCACACCACUGUGUCCACUACGCCGUGCCCUUGCCGUCAGUCCCGCCUCUUCCGCAAGCGUACAGCGGUCCAUUUACCGACAGAUCAUACACUUCGUUACCUCCAGAUGGUGUGUGGAACGACGCGAACGCGGCUCCGCCGCAGCCUCACGAUAGCUCGGACUGGUCCAUGCCUCCGCCUCCUCUCCAGCUUCCUAUCCCUCUGCCAGAUGUCGACGAUCCUGAGAUGAAUCCGACUCCGAGGCACCUUCCUGCAUAUCUCCCUAUGAUCCAGGGACACCCUAGCACGCUCGGCCUGGAUGUUCCAUUUCACCUGCCUUCUCCCAUACAACCUCACCCAAUAUAUAAGGAAAACCACCGGUUUCAUCGAUUCUGGGAGGAGUGGGAUCUUGGAACGUUCCUCAACGCGGAGUGCACCCAGGCUCCCCCUCACAUGCGCCUUUCUCGGAGGCCCGACCCGCAGAUGGUACAAUAUCACCAUGCGGUUUCGGCCAUGUUGGCGCGCAAGCGAACGGAUGCUCGUCUCCAAAAUAUGCUUUUUGGGACCAACUCUUCGUCUGUGUUGUCUGCGUUCAAGAAGCAGCGUGCUGACGGUGAUUUCACCGACGGUCUCGGAUCUUCUAGUCUGCUCGCUGAAGCUCUUCGCCAGCGUACGGCCGAUGCUCGUCCCGAACUCUCGCUUGCGCAGGUAAAUGCACCGCCGGCUGGACUUGGACCUCCUUCGGUGAUCGAGGAAAGUGUUCCUCUCUCGAAGACGGCAAUAGCCCUCGGGUCCUCGCCUGAGCGAGCGACCGUCGUCGAAGACGUGGACCACCCGACCGCGCCCACCUCUGUUCCUACUGCUCUUGUGCAAUCAAGUCGUGGCUCCGACGAGGCUUCCGUGCGCGUGACUCGAGGCUCUACGACCAGUGACAAGGUGAAGUACAAUAUCCCGACUUACGUCGGCGGCUUCAAAGCAUCCAGAACCUGCGCGGGGCUGCGGUUGAUCAUCGACGUUGAUACUCCCAAUCGCACCAAACCGAGUUGCUCCACAUACUUCUACGGCGACUUCGACCUGGCCAUGGAGAGUCUUCGAGGAAUGUUGGAGAUUGAGGAACGUCUGCACAACCUGACACAGCUCUAUUUACGCAUCAACCGCCUGCGAGAUAACAACAACCAGGACAUUAUGAUGCGGGUCUUUGCGCAGCUGAAAGACGACCUGCGUUAUCUCCACUUGAUAGAUGUGCUUGUGCAGGCCGCCGAUGUGAUCCCUGGGUCCGUGGAUCUCAGCGCUCACCGCCACAAAUUCACGCAACUACGAGAGUUGCGAAUUAGCGGUGUCGCAUCCCCUGAACGCUUUGGCUGUUUUCCGCUAGAUCGCGUCAUCCGGCUGGGCAUUAUGGUACCAAUAUCUGUCCCCGAUAUCUUGGAAAUAUUGAGGCGAACGGAGAGGCUGGAUUUCCUGAUCCUGGACUUUUGCCAACGCUCCGAGAUCGUCCUCACGCAUUUCACGAGCUAAAGAAGCGCAGGACGCGCAAGACCUCAGUCUUCCUGC